ACGAGGCCGCGGCGGCGGCUCGGCGGGGCCGGGCCAUGGAGAGCCCCGGCGGCAGCGGCUCCCUGCGCGGCGACAUCAGUUUCUGGGCCGACCGGACGCCGGUGCACGAGGCCGCCCGCAGAGGGGAGGUGGUGCAGCUGCAGCGGCUGAUCGAGAGCGGCGCCUGCGUCAACGCCGUCACCUACGACUCCAUCACACCCCUGCACGAGGCCAGCCUCCGGGGACAGGCCCAGUGCGUCAAGCUGCUGCUGGAUGCGGGGGCCCAGGUGGACGCGCGGAACAUCGACGGCAGCACGCCGCUGUGCGACGCCUGCGCCUCGGGCAGCAUCGAGUGCGUGCGGGUGCUGCUGUCGCACGGCGCCAAGGUCAACCCGCCGCUCUACACGGCCUCGCCGCUGCACGAGGCCUGCAUGAACGGCAGCCCGGAGUGCGUGCAGCUCCUGAUCGAGGUGGGUGCCAACCUGGAGGCCCACGACUGCCACUUCGGGACCCCCCUGCACGUGGCCUGUGCCCGGGAGCACCUGGACUGUGCCAAGCUGCUCCUCCAGGCAGGAGCCAACGUGAACGCUGCCAAGCUGCACGAGACGGCGCUGCACCACGCGGCCAAGGUCAGGAACGUGGACCUGGUGGAGCUGCUGGUGGAAUUUGGUGGGAACAUCUACGCCCGGGACAACCGGGGCAAGAAACCCUCGGAUUACACCUGGAGCAGCAGCCCCACGGCCAAGUGCUUCGAGUUCUAUGAGAAGACGCCGCUGAGCCUGGCGCAGCUGUGCCGGGUCACCGUCCGCCGAGCCGCCGGCCAGCGGGGCCUGGACAAGAUCUCCAAGCUGCAGAUCCCGCCCCGGCUCAUCCAGUACCUCUCCUACAACUGACAGAGCCAGGAAAAUCCCUGGAAUUCCUGGGAAAAACCCCACAGGAUCGGAGGAUUUCUCCUUCUCUUCUACCUCCCCCACAAAACCCCGUUUUAAUUUAAUUUCAGGCACUGCUGUAAAUAGGAUUUGUCGGGAAUGCCUCUUUCCCGUGAGAUUUCUUGGAACUUCCCAGGUGGAAUUUUAGCCUCUCCCGGGUGGGAUUCCCUGAUUUUCCUGGAUUUCCUCUGUGGGAUCCAGCCAGGGGGGAGAGAAAUGGGAUAACUGUGGAGUGGCCAGCUGAGAAUUCUGUGCUCUGGAGCAGCUCUGAUCCCAUUUUGAUCCCAUUUUUCCCUGCACAGACCCCUCUGAUCCCAUUUUGAUCCCAUUUUUCCCUGCACAGACCCCUCUGAUCCCAUUUUGAUCCCAUUUUUCCCUGCACAGACCCCUCUGAUCCCACUUUGAUCCCAUUUUUCCCUGCACAGACCCCUCUGAUCCCAUUUCUGAUCCCAUUUUUUCCCGUUUUUAUCCCGUUUUUCCCUGCAGGGAUCAUCCAUCUCCUUUUGGAUGAUCCAGCCUGGAAUGACCCAGGACCCCUUUCCCUGCUGGCUGCAGGGGGACUGGGAGGGGAAAUCCUUGGAUUUCCAAAUCCUUGGAUUUGGAUGGGAUCCCACCCUUGGGAAUAACUCCAGUGACAGCUGCAAGCCCUCCUGGGGACAAAUUAAUUCCCUGUUAAUUCAUUAAUUCCCUAAAUUAACGGUUCCCUAAAUGAAUUCCCUAAAUUAACAAUUCCCGAAAUGAAUUCCCUAAAUGAAUUCCCUAAAUUAACCAGCUCAGGGCUAAUUGGAGGCACUGCAGCUCGUUCAUUUAGGGAAUUUUUAGGGUUUUCCAGGAGCAUCCAGAGGCUUUGGGUCAACACCAGGAAUGAGGAGAGGCCAGGCUGGGAUUGGCUGUGUCCCAAUCCCAAUCCCAUCCCAUUCCCAUCCCAUUCCCAAUCCCAUUCCCAUCCCGAUCCCAUUCCCAAUCCCAUUCCUUUCCCCAUUCCCAAUCCCAUU
Motacilla alba alba is the source of this 1903-nucleotide messenger RNA. Its product is annotated as ankyrin repeat and SOCS box protein 13-like. Gene Ontology annotation, molecular function: protein binding. Lineage: Eukaryota; Metazoa; Chordata; Aves; Passeriformes; Motacillidae. The record is from RefSeq and is a predicted model, not a curated record. The transcript has 6 exons. Gene Ontology annotation, biological process: positive regulation of protein catabolic process; protein ubiquitination; intracellular signal transduction. Bases 36 to 872 code for a protein of 278 amino acids.